This is a messenger RNA of Protobothrops mucrosquamatus (brown spotted pit viper), 1394 nucleotides long. RefSeq names its product golgin subfamily A member 2-like. Gene Ontology annotation, molecular function: protein binding. The record is from RefSeq and is a predicted model, not a curated record. Gene Ontology annotation, cellular component: cis-Golgi network; Golgi apparatus; Golgi cisterna membrane. The transcript is spliced from 10 exons. Lineage: Eukaryota; Metazoa; Chordata; Lepidosauria; Squamata; Viperidae. Gene Ontology annotation, biological process: Golgi organization. The annotation marks the transcript as partial.
ACCAACGAGAACAUGGAGAUCACAAGCGCCUUGCAGUCUGAACAGCACGUGAAGAAGCAGCUGGCCAAGAAACUGGAGGAGCUUCAGGAGAAGCUGUUGGACUUUAAGGAGAAGAUGGCUCAGAAGACGCACGAAGCCCAGGACCUCCAGGACCAGAGGGACCAGUAUUUGGCCCACCUCCAGCAAUACACCGCAGCCUAUCAGCAACUGACCAGUGAGAAGGAGGAGCUGCACAAACAGUUCCUCCUACAGACCCAGCUUAUGGACCGUCUACAGCACGAGGAAGUCCAAGGCAAGGUGAACGCCGAGAUGCACUUCAAAGAGCUUCAGAAAGCUAAGAAAAGCCUGGAGUCCUUUUCCAAAGAGAACAAAGAGCUCCAAGCGCAGGUCAGCCAGCUCAUGGCCGAACUGGACGAAAGGAUGCUGCCCAGGGCUCAAGGCGAUGGCGUGGAAGCCGCUGAGUUUGUGGACUCCGGGACUUCUCCGCUCAGCAUUCCGGAGGAUUUCGAGAGCAAAGAGGAAAUGGUGGCGUUCUUGACCUCCGCCGUGUCCCGAGCGGAGGGCGAGCGCGACGAGAUGAGGCGGCAGCUGAUGGAAAAGAAACGACAAUGCAGAGAGCUCUUGCAGCAGAUGACCGCCCUCAAGAAGGAGCAUCAGCUGCAGCUCACGUCCACAGGAGGCUCGGAUGCCGAUUCGGUUCCAGGAGAGGUUCAUGAAGCCUUAAAAAGUGCCAUGGAGAAGCUGCAGCUCCGAUUCACGGACCUGAUGCGGGAGAAGGCGGAGCUGAGGGAGCGCGUGGAAGAACUGGAACACCACUGUAUCCAGCUGUCCGGAGAAACGGACACCAUAGGCGAAUACAUCGCCCUGUACCAGAGUCAACGGGCGAUUCUCAAACAGCGCCAUCGGGAGAAAGAAGACUACAUCAACCGGCUGGCUCAAGACAAGGAAGACAUGAAGAUGAAGUUGCUGGAGCUGCAGGAACUGGUCAUGCGCUUGGUGGGCGAGCGUAACGACUGGUACACCAAAUACAGGAUGGCCACACAGACGAGGGACGACGGCGCCAAGGUGGAUGGCGCCUUCGAAUUGGACGCUUCCAAGGUGGCAGAGUUGAAAGAAGUGAGCCUGACGGACGGGCCAGAACUGGAUGCUUUAGCUUCCCGCUCCCGCCCGUCCCACAGCGACCCCAAGAGCCCCCAGCCCGCUCCUCAGGACCCCACAGCCCAGCAGAUCCUGCAGCUUCUCCACGAAAUCCAAAACCCGCAGAAUCGGAUGGGAUCCCCCUCGGAAUCCCCCUGCAUCCCCUUCUUCUAUCGGGUGGAUGAAAACGACGAAGUGAAGCUCCUGGUGCUGUAGCCGGGAAGGGACGUCAAGGGCUCCAGAGGGGGGUCGUGUGG